AUGUCAUCAAAUAAUUCAUCAAGAUAUGUAAAGAAUGAAAACAGAAGACCACCACCAACAAUGUGCGAUAGUGUCAGAGCUGCUUCUUUAAAAUGCUCUGAAACAAAUUCAAAAUAUGAUUGCCAAAUUUUCUUUGAAGCUGCCACUAAAUGUAGAUCUGAAAAGACAAAAUUAGAAGAUGAAGAGAAAAAUAUUAAAAAAUAUUUAAAUGGAGAAUUAACAGAUACACAAAGAAUAUCUUUGCAAAAUAGGAUGGACGAAAUUAAAAUUAUAAAAUCUAAACAAUAUCCAGUACCAAAUUAA
Dictyostelium discoideum AX4 is the source of this 303-nucleotide messenger RNA. RefSeq lists its product as hypothetical. The transcript has 2 exons. Bases 1 to 303 code for a protein of 100 amino acids. The record is from RefSeq and is a predicted model, not a curated record. Lineage: Eukaryota; Evosea; Eumycetozoa; Dictyosteliales; Dictyosteliaceae.